AGUGAAUAGUUAAGAUUGGUAUGUGUCGCGCAGUCAUCGUUCGUAAAAAAUUAGAACGAAGCUGUCAAAGGGAAAUGUAGAAUUUACAAAAGAUGUCUUGACCUCUCUACUGAUUAGUUAAUAAAAGAUUUCGAAUUUCAAUAAAAUUGUUUGAAAAAAAAUAACGUUCAUUAAAUAACGUAUUUAGAUUCUAUAGUAAAUCAUUUUGAUUUUAAUGACAAAUUGUUUGACGUUUAUUCUCCGCCAUCAUUAAUACAGACAGUGAACUGCCAUAUUGCUCGUGUUAAAAAGGAUUCUUAACUAUUUACUUAAACUCGGGUAAUAUAUCUGAAUUUAGUGAUAGAACGAGUAGUUUAUGCGGUAAAAGUAACGAUAAGAGUCAUUUCGAGCAUUGUUAAACAGUAUAAAGUUUUAGCGUAAACGUGUUAUAAGAGGUACAAAAUGUCGACUGGACCAUACAAUUAUUCAUAUAUUUUUAAGUACAUUAUCAUAGGCGAUAUGGGAGUAGGAAAAUCGUGUUUACUUCAUCAGUUUACAGAAAAGAAAUUUAUGGCCGAUUGUCCACAUACAAUUGGCGUAGAAUUUGGUACUAGAAUUAUUGAAGUAGCAGGCCAAAAAAUAAAGUUACAAAUAUGGGAUACUGCAGGGCAAGAACGUUUUAGGGCUGUUACUAGAUCGUAUUAUCGUGGUGCUGCAGGCGCCUUGAUGGUUUAUGACAUUACACGUCGUUCUACGUAUAAUCAUCUGAGCAGCUGGCUUACAGACACGAGGAAUUUGACCAAUCCAAGCACUGUAAUAUUUCUGAUUGGAAACAAAAGUGAUUUGGAAGAUCAACGAGACGUAACUUAUGAAGAAGCCAAACAAUUUGCCGAUGAAAAUGGUCUUAUGUUUGUUGAAGCUAGUGCAAAAACUGGACAUAAUGUUGAAGAAGCAUUCUUGGAGACAGCAAAGAAAAUAUUCCAGAGUAUACAAGAUGGACGAUUGGAUCUAAAUGCUGCUGAAUCGGGUGUCCAACAUAAUCCUAGUCAACCUGGUCGUACUAGUCUUCAAGGAGUAUCAAAUGAACAACAAGGAGGCAAAGAUUCCUGCUCUUGUUAGAUAAUAAUAAUUUCAAGUAAUAUUAUCUGGACUUCUGACGCAGUAUAGAUAUAUAUAUGUUAUAAAAAGUUAUUUCAAUGAUAUCAGUUUUAUGGCUGGCAUUCCAAACGGUGUAUUAACAACGUGGUUUUUACAUGGUUAUGGUAACUUAUAUAUAUUUUGUAUACUAUAUAUAUUUUGUUGUGUAAUUGGAUAGGUAUAGUGUCGUACGGUAUAACGAAUUAUUAAAGCCAUGAAGCCCUUUAUUAUUUAAAGCGCAGCGAAAGUUAUAUGGAUAUUUGAAAGUAGCUUUGUUGGUGUGUAUAGUAUAAGUUAUAUUAUAUUCUUCAAAGAUUACUUAAUAGGCCUAUACAUAUUUCUCAUAUGUACAUACUACAUGGAAGUUGAUGCUAAAUUUUAAACUCUGAACGAUUAAUAGGCCGAUAUGAUUUUACAGUAGAAACAUAAUAAGGAUACAUUUUUCGCAACGCCUUUGUUUGGCUUCUGACGAAAAAUAAGAAGUUUACCUUUCCAUUUUUUCUAAUAAUUAUUAUUCACGAAGGUGUUCCUGUGCCAGAUAAGAAGCUAUGUAAAAUGGUGCUGCUUGCAUAUUUUUAAUGUUAUAUUAUACAAGCUGAUAGAGCAGUUAUGUAUAAUAUGAUAUUUGCAGAACUUGAUACUUCCUGUAGUGACAUGUGUAGAAUUUAUAAUGAUUUUCAAUAGGUCUAUUCAUUUCCCUUGCAUUCAACGUAUGAAUUAUUACGAUUGUAUCAGCAUCAUCGUAUUUUUAUAUGCUAGAUUCUUUUCAGCACAAAUAAAAUGAUCUUCUUUCAUGAGAAU
Polistes canadensis is the source of this 1917-nucleotide messenger RNA. It is a transcript of the gene Rab14, whose product is annotated as ras-related protein Rab-14. The transcript is spliced from 8 exons. Gene Ontology annotation, cellular component: recycling endosome; Golgi apparatus; phagocytic vesicle. Gene Ontology annotation, molecular function: GTPase activity; GTP binding. The record is from RefSeq and is a predicted model, not a curated record. Gene Ontology annotation, biological process: endocytic recycling; phagosome maturation; defense response to bacterium. NCBI's taxonomy places the organism in Eukaryota, Metazoa, Arthropoda, Insecta, Hymenoptera, Vespidae. Bases 442 to 1098 code for a protein of 218 amino acids.